AUUAUCAGACAGGUCUAGGUUCCAAAUAACGGACUCUUUAUCGCGUUCCGAUAAAAGCUCUUUCGUCUACCCGUGCUUCUGACAUGGACGAGCGGCGUAAAAUAGUCGUCUGUGAUAAUGGCAGCGCGUCCAUCAAGUGCGGGUUCGCAGGCGACAAUUUUCCCGUCGCCGUCAUUCCCAAUGUCGUCGGGCGACGCCUCGUCCGCCUUGACGAAACCUCCCAAGGCGAAGCACCCCCUAGCAUCCUGGUGGGAUCGCAGUGCAUGGAGCAGCAGGGCCAGGGGGGCCGCAGGGUGGAGCUGAGCUACCCCAUUCACAACGGCGUGGUGCAGCGGUGGGACGACAUGGGGCACGUGUGGGACUACACGUUCAACACCGCUCUUGGCAUCGACCCCAAGGAGAGCAAGAUCCUGCUGACGGACCCGCCACUGAAUCCAACCAAGAAUCGGCAACGCAUGCUGCAGAUGAUGUUUGAGAAGUACAACUUCGACAGCCUCUUCAUUCAGCUGCAGGCCGUGCUGCCGCUAUACGCGCAAGGCAUUCUCACGGGACUCGUAGUGGACUCGGGAGAAAGCGCUACUCAUGCAGUGCCUGUGGUGGAGGGCUUUGCCUAUCCGCACCUCACCAAGCGCAUCAGCAUAGCUGGCAGGCAGAUCACAUCUCACCUCAUCGACCUCAUGCUGCGACGGGGCUACUCGUUCAGCAAGGUUUCGGAUUUCGAAGCGGCUAGAGCCAUCAAAGAGCAGCUCUGCUUUGUCAGUUGUGAUUAUAAGCGGGAGAUGCAACUAGCAGAGGACACUACAGUGCUGGUGAAGCAAUUCACACUACCUGAUGGCAGAACGAUUCGGAUUGGUGCAGAGCGGUUCCAAGCACCAGAGGCCCUCUUCUCCCCUGAGCUGAUCGACAAUGAGGGGCUGGGAUUGGCCGACGUGAUCUUCAGGACAAUCCAAGAUAUGGACAUCGACCACCGCUUGAGUCUAUACCAGCACAUCAUGCUGUGUGGCGGCUCUACCAUGUUCCCCGGGCUGCCCACGCGGUUAGAGAGAGAAGUGAGAGACCGGUACCUGAAGCACGUACUCAAGGGCAACAAGGAGGGGCUCAAGAAAUUCAAACUACGGAUUGAAGAUCCUCCGAAUCGCAAGCACCUUGUCUUCCUUGGUGGUGCUGUUCUAGCCGAUAUCAUGAAGGACAAGCCCGACUUUUGGAUAUCGCGUGCUGACUAUGAAGAGGAAGGCUUCAAGUGUUUGCGAAAAUGCGAAAAUGCGUAGAACACUACCCCAUGUACGAAGUACUAACACCACUAGGCGUGGGAAUAAAGUGGCGGUCGAAACUUGUAUAGAAUAGUCGGCUGUGUUUCUGAGUUUAGUAGGUGAUUUGUAACGAAGAACCGUUUACCGAGAUUUUUUGCCUUUCCCAUCUGCUUCUCUUUUACGAUUCACGAC
Messenger RNA from Closterium sp. NIES-67, 1442 nucleotides. NCBI's taxonomy places the organism in Eukaryota, Viridiplantae, Streptophyta, Zygnematophyceae, Desmidiales, Closteriaceae. The record is from the annotation of a GenBank genome assembly.